CACUAUUUUCACUCUAUAAAUACCUCCUCUAAUACCCACUUCCCCACGUCCCCAUUCACUUCUUGUGUUUGCUUGAGAUCCCAAAAAGAGAGAAAAAAUGGAAAACAAUGGUGCAAAAAAUAGGCAAAACCCACCUUUGAAAUCUCACAAAUGUUCAUUUGGUGCCCAAAUUUUAUUGAGAAUUUUGGCCAUUGCAUUCACAUUGGCUGCCACUUUGCUUAUUCUCAACAGCCAACAGACCGCUAUUGUUUAUGGCAUUGAAAUGGAUGCACGUUAUAGUUAUUCUCCAGCUUUCAAGUUCUUUGCUAUUGCAAAUAUAAUAGGAUGUGUCUUCUCUGUAUUGUCCUUGUUUUUUGCCACUGUUGUUUGCCUUAAAAGGCUUGAUCCAAAGAAUUAUUUUUUCUUGUUCCUUCAUGAUAUGAUUAUGAUGGGAUUGCUACUGGCUGGAUGUGCAGCAGCAACAGCAAUUGGAUAUGUGGGGAAUUAUGGAGAGAGCCAUUCAGGAUGGAUGCCCAUUUGUGAUCAUGUUUCCAAAUUCUGUCACAAAGUUACAAAUAGUGUCAUUCUCUCUUACGUUGCAGUGCUCCUCUACCUCUGCCUCACUAUAAUCUCUGCAAAUCAAUCCAGAAAUAUCCAAGUUUAACACUUCAUUAACAAGUACAAACAAAAUGCUGAUUAUGUAGUGUUGUAGUUUGUUUUUGCUUUUGGUGUAGUCAUUACUUGCUUCUAGUUGCUACCUACUUUAAAUAUGUACAGAAUUAUAUUAUGCAUAGUUUCUGUUUUGUAACUUCCUUGUACUUUGUACAUUUAUUGAAUUUUCUGUGUGUUGGAUAGUUUUGAAUAUAAAAGGGAUUGGGGACA
Messenger RNA from Capsicum annuum, 861 nucleotides. Its product is annotated as CASP-like protein 1F1. The transcript has 3 exons. Lineage: Eukaryota; Viridiplantae; Streptophyta; Magnoliopsida; Solanales; Solanaceae. The record is from RefSeq and is a predicted model, not a curated record. Bases 98 to 643 code for a protein of 181 amino acids.